Molecule: messenger RNA, 931 nt
Organism: Phaeodactylum tricornutum CCAP 1055/1
Lineage: Eukaryota; Bacillariophyta; Bacillariophyceae; Surirellales; Neidiaceae
Exons: 2
Biological process (GO): protein phosphorylation
Molecular function (GO): protein kinase activity; ATP binding
Source: RefSeq, a predicted model, not a curated record
AUGAAAGACUUGAACGACAACUUUGCUGGUUUCUUGGAACGGAACGAAAACGGCCAAUCUCGUCUGACGAAAUCAAACACAACCGGUCCAAGAACAUCAAGCAAGCGUUUUGAGGAAGAUUCCAAGUCUGGGCGUCCGUUUGCGGAUUUUUGGACCCUGGGUGAAACGCUUGGAGAGGGUGGAUAUGCAUGUGUCUUCCGCGCCAGGCAUAUUCGAUCCGGUGAUAUAUAUGCUGUAAAGGAUAUCGAUACUGCAGCACUUGAAAAGAACUCUCGUAAUGCAUUGAAGGAUGAGAUAGCCGCGAUGAAAUUAUUACGUGGAGGACCACACAUUAUUCGUUUGUUGGACGUGUUUGAGGAGCCCGAUCAUACAUUCAUGGUAAUGGAAGAGUGUCGCGGCGGCGAUCUGUUGACAAGAAUUACAGAAAAGGAAGUUUACACGGAGCGGGAAUGCCGAAAAACCUGCAAGAUUCUUUUCCAAGCCAUGGACUACAUCCACAAGAAAAAGGUCGCACAUCGUGAUAUCAAGCCCGAGAAUGUCCUGAUGGUCGAGCCUGACGAUGAUCACAGUAUAAAAAUUUGCGAUUUUGGAUUUGCCAAGCGAGUGACAAAACCUUUGUGUUUGCGAACUCUGUGCGGUACAGCUCAAUAUGUCGCACCUGAAGUGCUUGACCUACAAAGCGCGGGAUACGACUUUCGGGCAGAUAUGUGGAGCGUUGGUGUAGUCGUCUACAUUUUACUUGGCGGCUAUGCACCUUUUGAAGGACCUGUUCAAGAACUCGCUCGGGCCAUUUGCAAAGGAGACUACUACUUUCAUGACAAAUACUGGGCAGAAAUAUCCGAAUUUGCAAAAGAUAUGAUUAGCAGCCUAUUGCAGGUCGACUGCCACAAGAGAUUAUCUGCCGAGGAAGCGUUGCAGUGUCCUUGGAUGA